GACUCCUCCCAGCUUCUGCUGCGCCCGUCGCCGCCUCUUGCUUUGUUGAUGUUUCACUUAGUUUUAAUACCCAGUUCCCAAGAUGGAGGCAUCGUUGGGGCCACGCGACUUGCUCGGGCUAAUCGCAGGGCUCCUUCUCCUGUUGCCCUCAAGCCUAUCCGCCCCGGAUCCGACAACCGUCUUCUCCCGGGUGGUAAGCCAGGAAAACAUCAAGAUUAAAGUAAAUAUAUUGGAAAACAGUGGGGAUAUUCAGGAAAGACAGGUUGUCCUUAAUAUCACUUACAUGAAUGGUCAGGUGUAUGUAAAUGACUUUCCACUGAAGAGCGGAGUCACCCGGAUAAAAUGUCAAACUAUAAUUUCGAAGAAUGGAAACUCUGAUACUUUAUUGGAUCAGAAGCAAUUAGGAAUCGUCAGUGUUCGCAUUAUGGUCCACGAGUGGCCAAUGGCAUCCAGCUCCAACUUGCAAUUGAUUGUUGUUCAAGAAGAAGUGACAGAUAUUGAUGGAAAACAGGUUAAACAAGAUGAAGUGACAGAAAUAGACCUAUUGGUUAAAGAUCAGCGAGUCCUGAGACAUACAAACUACACUGUUCCUCUGGAAGAAAGCAUGCUGUAUUCCAGCCCGAGGGACAAUGAUAUUUUGUUUACACUUCCCAACCUUGCAGGAAAAGAUGUUGAAAGUCCUCUACAAACGACCAGUCACUAUCUUCUCAGGCAAGUAGAAACUACAGUAGAUGAACAGACAAUGCCUGGCAAGUUGCCAGAGACUCCACUCAGAACACAGCCACCAUCUUCUUACAAGGUGAUGUGCCAGUGGGUGGAAGAUCUGAGAAAGGAGCUUUGUACAUUUUGGCUCAAAUCUUUUCCUGUGUUUUUUAAUUUUAUGGAGGUCAUUGUGGUUGGAAUUAUAGGAGCAGCUUUAAUCAUAAAAGUAUUAAAAGUGUUUUGCCCAUCAUGUGAAAACAGGGGAAUCCUUCAACUUGAUACCAGUGUCAUACCUGUGGUUGCAAUAAGUUUACUUCCAGAUAUUCCAGAGAAGAUAAACAAUGUAGAGGAGAAAUGUAUUUAAAAACAUGUGUACUAUAAUUAUAUGAGUUUGUUGACCUAAUUAAUUUGGCACUUGAAUCUUAAUAUAUUAUGUAAUUCAACCUUCCAAAUCUACUGCCCUCCAAGACAUUGGGACUACAACUCCCAGUAUUCAUGAAUAAUUGCAGUUCUGACAUAUCUAGAGGGCUCUAGUUUGGGAACUGCUGAUUUCACAGCAGUUCUCAAUCUGCUGUUUUUAUUAAAUCUAUGAACGAUCCAUAUUUAAAGGACAGUUAAGGUUGAGGUCCAGAAGAGUUUCUGGUUUCUUUUCAUUUCAACCAUUGUAAUAUAUUCUUGACAGGGAAAAAAAAGCAGUUUCCUUACUUAAGGACUUCUGUAAGUUCUAACUUCUGUGAAGUAAUUUCCCACUUCCUGAAACGAUAUCCUGCAUCUUCCCAAUUACACUGGUUGUAGGACAUAGCGUGCUAAUCCAGUAAAUUUGACCCAAACUCAUGGAACAGAGUAAAUAGCAUGAACAGGAGCAUAGACUUGUGACAAAACUAAAAGCUAUUUUAGGCCUGACGUCUUUAAGCGUGCCUUAUGGGAGAGAUCAAAAGCAAAAGAGUUUUCAUACUGCUCUGACAAUAAAUGGAUUAUUGGUGCAA
Molecule: messenger RNA, 1688 nt
Organism: Candoia aspera
Lineage: Eukaryota; Metazoa; Chordata; Lepidosauria; Squamata; Candoiidae
Gene: GINM1
Product: glycosylated integral membrane protein 1
Exons: 8
Coding region: 83-1066 (327 amino acids)
Source: RefSeq, a predicted model, not a curated record